AUGUCCCACGGGCCGCCUCCACUCCACGAAGACCUGUUCAGCUUCGCCAACUUCGAUGUCCUCCCCGCGUUCCUGGGAGGCCACAGCCACGCCAUCCCAGUCUCAACCAGCAUGGCCGAUGCGCUCAGCACCGACGACGGCAGCAUGGCUUUUCUCGACAGCGACAUCAUCGAGAGUUUUGGUGGCGACUUGUCCAUGAGCUUGGGCUCGGCAGCGUCUGUGCUAGACGGCGACAGCGGCGGAAUGGGCAGCGACAUGAUCUCGCCAGAGGCCAUCCUCAACGCAGAGAACCAGUUCAAUCCGGUUGCCAACGACGUGCCCGGUGCGGGGCCUCUGCCAGCGGCCGCAUUCACUCCAGGAAACGCAGCGAGCCAGCCCAACAACAGCAACAACUCGCUGACCGAGUUCACCAAGCGCAAGAACUGGCCGGCAAAGGUGGUCGAGGAGCUCAGCGACCUGCUGCAGCUCCUCGAUUCCAAUGGACGCAUCAAGUUCUCGUCUCCCAGCAUCACGGCAUUGGCGGGGUACACCGUCGAGGAGGUCCAGGACGUUUUUUUAAAGGACUUGAUCCAUCCCGACGACCAGGGCGUGCUUGUCUCCGAACUCCAUGAAUCCAUCGCAACCGGCAACUCUUUACGCAUGUUCUAUCGGAUGAGGAAGAAGGACGGCACGUAUGCGAUAUUCGAGGCCGUCGGCCAUGCCCACAUUGCGGCUGCUAGGUUUGCUCCAAAUCCAAACAACCAGUCGCCUUUUUGCCAGGCUGUCUUUAUGAUGGCGCGACUAUACCCCACGAAGAACGCCACACUUCUGGAUUCGUUUUUGGAACACAAGAUAGAAAAUGAGAGGCUGAGGCGCCGCAUCGCUGAGUUGCGGAGAGAAGAAGAGGCAGAAGUGGAGGAGGCACAAAGGCAGUGGGCGCAGAGCCGAGACGGGCGGUCAGACAUCACUCCAUCCGAGGGGACCGGCAUGUCGUUGACACCACUUCCCAGAAUGGGCCAGGAGAUGAUAUCGUCAGAAAACGAUGACGGCGCUUUAACGAGGAAAAACCUAGAGGAUGCCACGUCAAAAAGUCGCCAGGACUCGUUGCGUGAUAAAAUGGCUCGGAUCGAAGCGUCCUCAGCGGAUACCAUAGCGUUGUUGACCGGCAUAGAGAAUGGAGAGCGGAUGGCUACCGGUAACCGCAGCCCUACCCUCAUCAAAGGCGAUGCCGGAAUUGCUAUUCCCAUGGAUCGGGAGAAUAGAUCAGGAGAGAAGAAGAAGAAGCUGAAGCUGGCAGAAGAAUACGUCUGCACUGAUUGCGGCACUCUCGACUCUCCAGAAUGGCGAAAGGGACCCAAUGGGCCAAAGACGCUCUGCAACGCCUGCGGGUUGCGGUGGGCGAAGAAGGAAAAGAAGCGCAACAACAGUAUCGGCACGCCAUUGUCUAAGCCAACGGCAACUCCAGCUGCAGGCUAA
This is a messenger RNA of Trichoderma atroviride IMI 206040, 1455 nucleotides long. RefSeq lists its product as uncharacterized. The record is from RefSeq and is a predicted model, not a curated record. Lineage: Eukaryota; Fungi; Ascomycota; Sordariomycetes; Hypocreales; Hypocreaceae. Gene Ontology annotation, biological process: regulation of DNA-templated transcription. Gene Ontology annotation, molecular function: zinc ion binding; sequence-specific DNA binding; protein binding.